UCUUCCUCUGUUUCUUGCUGCUUGUACAUGUGUAGAUGCGUGCUGCCCCCUUGCAGGACUGGAGAUACACUACGCAAACUGACACCAUUCUCCCAUAUGCACAUACAGGACAAUUUUGUUUGUACACGUAAAAACUUUACAAACGCUUUUUGUCCUGGGGAUUUUUCUGCUUUUGAAUCCGAGUCGCACUUGACCGUGUGAUGCAUCGCUAUGAGGUAACGUUACGGGGUUACAACUUUAAGAGUGGGAUGUUCCUCACAGCAGUGAUAAGAAUGAGGAAACAGUAGCUGUGAAUGUAAGCGCAGCUCAAAGCUCACGAGUCUCUGGACACUACAGUCCGUGUCCGAGUUCAUACGUUGACGACGAUCGCGGGUAACAUGAGUGGGGCGAUGCCAGCCUCCUUAACACCCAGCACCACGCCACAUGGCUAUGGUGAUGGGAACUCAGUUAACCCAGAGUAUAUUGCCUUUUUUUUGGUGCUUUUCUUCUUCCUGCUGGGGCUUCUGGGUGUCCUUAUCUGCCACAUACUGAAGAAGAAGGGGUACCGCUGUACAACUGAGGCAGAGGAAGAUGAUGAGCUGGAUAAAGACAAUGACGAAGAGGAGAAAGAUCCAGAAAAAGGAGAUCUGAAUGACACCUUCAGUGAAGGCAACACUGACACAGUGGGCCGAAUUGUUCACUUCAUCAUGAUAAAUGAAGCCAACUCCGACGCACUCAAAGCCAUGGUUCAGGACAGUAUAGAAUCGGAGGGUCGUCCUGUGACGCCCACCUCUCCAAACACACCUGCCAGCCCAGAGAGCCCUGCACUGCCAGGGUUGCCACCCAGCGCAGCCAAACACACCUGCAACCACCUGCACACCAUCGGAGGGAUCGGAGGACAUAAGAACAUCUGCAACCGCUGCAACCAGAAAAAAUGGCCUCUGAUGAGACGCCCAUCCAGCAAAAAACUGGACAGACGCAGUUACGUAGGAGAGGUCAUAGUGCUGUCUGUAGGCAGAUUCCGGGUGACAAAGUGUGACCCCAAAUCGGCCCGGGAUAGGCGGACGUUGUUGAUCACUGAGCCCAAUAGCAGUGUUCCCCCAUCACCUGCUAACGCUGACCCCCCUGAACGCAUCACAGGCCCAAAGUCACAGGAUAAAGGAGGCAGUGCAAAGUGACAUCUGUAGAGUUCCAGCAGCUUCUCAGGUGACAUUU
This is a messenger RNA of Sinocyclocheilus anshuiensis, 1194 nucleotides long. Its product is annotated as RELT-like protein 1. Bases 378 to 1157 code for a protein of 259 amino acids. Gene Ontology annotation, biological process: positive regulation of p38MAPK cascade. Gene Ontology annotation, cellular component: plasma membrane. NCBI's taxonomy places the organism in Eukaryota, Metazoa, Chordata, Actinopteri, Cypriniformes, Cyprinidae. The transcript is spliced from 7 exons. The record is from RefSeq and is a predicted model, not a curated record.